AUGCCCACUAACUUGGGAAUCGUAAAGCCUUCCGCAAAAGCAGUUCAAGCACUGAAAGCUCUGUCAUUCCCAAUAAUAGAUAGUCAUCAUCACUUAUGGGACGUUACUGGAACAACUCCCAGAAUCCAGGGGGCAUGGGCAUCGUAUGAUUUCAAAAAACAUGGAUUUGAAGCACCAAAGACACCUCGAGUUCCCAAAGUUGCGGGAGCUGCCGAAGCCAUGUCUGAAGAGGAUCUGACUGCAAUGACUGGUGUCAUUCUCAACACCUUCGGCUCUACCCAGGCCAUUUUCAACAAUUUCUUGAAUGAAGACUUGAUUGCUUUUGCUGAAGAGGAAGCUGGCGUCAAACUUGGAGCAUCAGUCUAUAUUGAGUGUGGAUGGGGAAUUCAUGAGCCAAAUGCUCAAGCUCAAGAGACCAAAUACAUUGAAGAUAUGUCAUACAAGACUACUGGUGGAAAGAUCUCUACUGGCAUUGUUGGACAUACAGAUCUGUUCAACAACACUUUGGAGGCCACUCGCGAAGAAAUGAAGGCUCAUGUAGCAGCAUCUGCUCAUUUCCGUGGUAUUCGCUACCAACUUGCUCAUCCUGGAGAACGACCUGGCAUGAUGCCAUCCUGCCCGCAAGAAAAAAUUGUUCAUAAUGAAAACUUCUUGAAGAACUUUGCCGUGCUAGAAGAAUUCAAUUCCACAUUUGAAAUCUGGUGCUACGGACAUCAACUCCAAGACGCUAUUUUCUUGGCCAAUAAAUUCCCCAAGACUCAAUUUAUUUUGGAUCACUUCGGAACUCCUAUCGAUAUCGCAACCAAGCAAGAAGUUUGGGACGCUUGGGUCAGAGAUUUCACAGCCUUGUCCAAGUGCCCCAAUGUUGUUGUAAAGCUCUCUGGCUUAAUGGUUCAACUUGGAUUUGACUUCCAUAAACGAUAUCCAUGUGGAUCAAGUCCUGGACCCUCAGCACAAGAAAUCGCUGCUUCGCGGUUUGGAGAUAUGACACGUCUUGCUAUCAAGCUAUUCAAAGCUGAGCGAUGCAUGUGGGGCUCCAACUUCAGUGUUGACUGGGCCUCGGCAAGGUUUGGAGAGCUACUAGCAGCGUUCGUGAUAUGUUGCCAAGAAGCAAACAUGAGUCAAGCUGAUUUGAAGAAGGUUUUCCGUGAAAAUGCCAUCCGAGUCUAUAGCCUCAAGCCAACAACGUCACCAAAUCUAUAA
Messenger RNA from Synchytrium microbalum, 1203 nucleotides. RefSeq lists its product as uncharacterized. NCBI's taxonomy places the organism in Eukaryota, Fungi, Chytridiomycota, Chytridiomycetes, Synchytriales, Synchytriaceae. The record is from RefSeq and is a predicted model, not a curated record. The coding region runs from base 1 to 1203 and encodes 400 amino acids. The transcript is spliced from 9 exons. Gene Ontology annotation, molecular function: hydrolase activity.